CACUGUGCCAAACUCGGUGGCGCCCGCGCCUCUCUUCAGUCGAGUGUGUUCCUUAGCGGGAAGUGUAUGGCGCGCGAUGUGUUUGCAUGUUCGGCUGCUGUGCGGCGCGCUCUGGUGGCCGGUGCUGAUGCGCUGCGUCCGCGCCGCGCGCACCUACGACGACGAUUAUGAUCAGGUGUGUCAUCUGUCACCGACCCUGCUUCUUGUGCACUCUGAAACCAAAUUCUUCAACGAAUAGCUUCACCUGUAAUUUGGCAAUCGACGUAGGCGUUGACGAAUUCGUCGUCAACGAUUGUAGUCGUACACUUUUCACUUACUUUGCUUUAAUUACGCCAGUUUAUUUAACGCUAGCGGCUUGUCUGUAGGUUACGUGUGAUUCGAGCUUGAAAUUGGUUUAUUAUUGAGGAUAUAGUCUGAGUCGUGUGGAAUUGUGAUGUGCCUAGUUCAUUAGCGCUCCUCGAGUUAUGUUUAUCAAGGCCGUGCCCGUGGCGGCCGAAGAGGAGCGUCGUGGUUCAGUGUCAAAUUGGUUUUCGUCGUUGAGACGAGGCGGUCGGCGCAAACGCGAUGACAAUGGUGUUCCGACCGGUUACGGCUCAUUAGGCAGAAGGAAGGAGGGCGCCCAGGCUCGCGGCAAGACGAGAUCUGCCUGGGACCUUACCAGCGUCACCCGACUGCAACUCAAAGAUGAGCUCGGUGAAGUGGUGGCCGAGCUGGAGGCCCUCGACGGCCAAGAGGAGUGCAAGCAGAAUAGUAAAGCCAAACAGAUGAGCAUAGGUAGAAAGAAAUUUAAUAUGGACCCCAAAAAAGGUAUCGAAUACCUGUAUGAAAAUGGUCUGUUACAAAGGACGCCGGAAGACGUAGCGCAGUUUCUACAUAAGGGCGAAGGGCUCAGUAAAACAGCGAUAGGAGACUACCUCGGAGAACGUUCGGAUUUCAACGAGGCGGUUCUCCGGGCGUUCGUCGAGCUACACGAUUUCACGGACUUAAUACUUGUACAGGCGCUUAGACAAUUCCUAUGGAGUUUUCGCUUGCCCGGCGAAGCGCAGAAGAUCGACCGUAUGAUGGAAAGUUUCGCUCAACGCUACUGCCAACUGAACCCGGAUAUAUUUACGAAUGCAGACACGUGCUACGUGCUCAGUUUCGCGAUAAUAAUGCUCAAUACGUCUCUACACAACCCGAGUGUGAAGGACAAACCGACACCGGAACAAUUUGUCGCCAUGAACCGCGGGAUAAAUAAUGGCGGUGAUCUACCUCAAGAAUUGCUCUUGUCUCUAUACGAGUCUAUAAAGACGGAGCCGUUCAAAAUACCGGAGGACGACGGUAAUGAUCUCAUGCAUACUUUCUUCAAUCCCGACAAAGAAGGCUGGCUCUGGAAGCAGGGUGGCAGAUACAAGUCAUGGAAGAGACGAUGGUUCAUACUGAACGAUAACUGUCUGUACUACUUCGAGUACACGACGGACAAAGAGCCGCGAGGCAUCAUUCCACUAGAAAACAUAUCUGUUCGUGCAGCAAGCGAUCGCCAAAGGCCACAUUGUCUGGAGUUGUAUGCAAGUGGCGGAGCAGACCUCAUCAAGGCUUGCAAGACAGAUUCCGAAGGAAAGGUGGUCGAAGGAAAGCACACAGUUUACAGAAUGUCAGCAGCGACCGCCGAAGAACGCGACGAAUGGAUUGAAUGUUUGCGACGCUCGAUAAGUCACAAUCCGUUCUACGAUAUGCUCGCACAACGCAAGAAGAAGGCUCAACACAACUUACAUUCCGGUUCGCACUAGCGCGCACUGACUAGUGCGCUACUUACUACCUACCCGGUGGUACUACCUACCACCUACUUGGUGGUACUACCUACGCCUUCCUAGUGUAUUACCUACCACCUAACUGGUGGUCGCUAGUGUGAAGUCUAACCACACUAGUAUAUACGUGGCAUCUGGUACGUUUAGUGCGCACUGAAAUAAAUUAUGAUGUCCAGAGCGCACUAGAAUACACCUAGCGACGUCUAGUGCUCGUUGAUCACCUAGGACAUCUGGUGUAUAGUAAGAUACAUCAGCGACAGCUAGUGUGCACCAAAUACAUUCUGGGAUAUCUGACACAUUGGGAUACAACUGUUGACAGUUUACUACUGUAUAAGAUCGGCAUAUCUUACAGACGAAGGUCUAUAGUUAAGUGCCAUUUGAGCACAGCGAUUACUAGUGCGCACUGGACAACUAGUGAAAUAUUUACCAUAAAUAAAAUUAGUUAACUUAUUACGUCUUGAACUCGGCCUAUCACAUUUUAGAACACCAAUUUUAAUAAUAUUACGCUAGAGUUCUUUUAUCAAAAUAUUAAAAGUUUUACAUCAUCAGAAAUUGUGGAAAUAAUGUAUUUAUUAAUACAAGAGGAAUCGAAAUAACAAUUACAAUGCAAAUUUUAUUAGGUUUGUGUGUUUAUAUAUGUGUAAAUAAAUUGUUGAAUCAGUGAUCACAAAUGAAUGUGUUUAACGAAACCGUGGGAUAAAUGGUAGCAAAGUCUUUAACAACUUUUUUGUUAUAAGUUGUCAUUUAAUAUAGUUUUGAAUAAGAGUAGGAAUAUACAGAUUAGGUCUUGGCGUAGAACAAGAACAUUCAUUACUUUGAUACUAUUAAAUACUGGCCAUCAGUGUAAAAUAUUAAUUAAAAUUGAAAGAAAUACAUACUGGACAGUAAGAACUGAAGAAAGAAAAAAAAAAAAAAAAACAAGAAUAAAUUUACAAUGAAAAUUAGGUAUUUGUUUAUUAAUUGUAAGGGUGUUUUUAUUUGUAUGGCUUUUUUAUAUGUGGAUAAAACACACUGAUGGCCUUAUUAUUACAUAUUGAAGCAAUCAUGUUCAAGUUGUAGACGUCCAGCUAGUUUUAGUAGCGUAUCUUCAAAUUUGUUACGGAAGAAACUUAGUGCGAGACCACUGAUACAUUUUUACUGAUAAAAAUUGCUCUAAAAACCAUGAUAUAUCUUAGUAAAAUUACACUACAACAUUGUAGUUGCGAUAUUUUAGUAAUUAUGUAUUAGAUUUUGUCCGUAACAAUGAGACAACAUGAAUAAAAUGUGAUAUUUACAGCCAAUUCUACAUCAAGUGAUUAUAGUUGUAGUCGGUCGAACAAAUGUUCGUAAGUCAUGAGCAAAUAGCUCGUGGUCAGUGUUUAUUGUCCAUGUAAAUAACAAAAGCAAGACUGAAACAUUAAGUAUGUCAACGUAUUGUAUCUUGAAUCGAUUACGUUGUAUAACUUUGUAACUCCACACAUACCUAAUAUCAAAUGUACGAAUUGUUGGAUCGAGAAAUGCUUGAUGUACAAAUUUUCAGUGUUAAAGUUAGUUUUAGGUCACGAUUGUAUAAAAUUUUACAUGGAUUUCGCUUAAUUAAAUUGUCGUUGUAUGACGUAAUCGAUAAAAGAUACAAAAUGAAUUACCGCCCGUAUUAUUGAGAUGAUUUGCGAUAUAUUAUUUAAAGUUUUCAACGUUGUGUUCGUAAAUGUAUAGUUAGGGUUUUACAAAUUUAUUGAUGCUUCUCGUUGCUUUGACAAUAAUACGUUCUAUAAAAUGGUUUGUCGUUUAUCGGUCAAACUAUAGGAUUAUACCAUAAUUAUACACAUUAUAUCAAUUAGUCGAAAUUUGUAUUCAAUGAAAGUAUUACACCAUGUAAAAAUAUUAAUUAGUAUUAGUUUUUAUUAUAGUGUAACAUAGUUAUAUUAAUUCUUAUGAUGUAAAUAUGGCUUGAUAGUUGAUUCGAGCGAGGGCUUAGGAAAUUAUUUUGAUGUAUGUUGUUUAUAUUUCUCAUGUUUUUUUUUGUAUUUUAAGAAUUUUAAAUGAACGAGCCAUUGCUUAAAUUCUACGUUUUAGAUUUUGUAAUUAUUUAUAUUAAAACGAUGAUAAAUAGGAGUAAUAUUAGAACUGUGAUGACACUUCUAACAAAAUACUACAUUUUAAGGCAAUGUUUAAUUAAUUACUUAUUAUUAUUAAUAGGUAUUUUCCUUUCGAUUAUCUAAAAUGAGACAAUUUUAUUUUCAAACCCAUUAUUAUUUUGAAUCAAUCUAAUUCAACCACAUUUUAUUUAAUAUGUUGUGUGUAAAUUGUGGUAAUGAAUGAAAAAUAGUUUGAUUGUUUCGUGUUUUGAUGGAAAGUAGAAAAUAGAUUGUUUUGUAUCGUUCGUGUUAAUGCGUCACAAGUUUGGAUAAAAAUUGUCGAUAGUUAUGCGACAAUAUGUCAGUUGAAUACAUCUGUAUGUGAAAUAAUAUGUAACUAAUUUAUUUAUCUAUUGACUAACUGUUCAUUGUUCUAUUAAAUAAUUUAUAUCACACUUGCUUAAUGAUAGCUAUUGUCUGUCAGCGACUAAUAAUUCAACGUACUGACAUAUUUUUACAUAACAUAUUGCAUUAAUGUUUAUGUAUGUAAAUAGGGAUAGGUAUAAAAAUGUGUAGGUUUUAAUCAAAUAUUUAGGGAAAGGUGCCUAAUGAUCUGUAAUUAUUUUAGUUAGUGUAGUUACGAUACAGCUCUGUAAAUUGCGUAAAAUAAUAAUUUAUCUCAAUUAUAAAUGUAACGAUUUAUAUGACAACGGAUAUGUGCAUAAUAAUGGUGUAAAUAAUUUUGUAUGAAAGAAAUACAUUAUUAUCAUUAUUUA
Molecule: messenger RNA, 4620 nt
Organism: Melitaea cinxia (Glanville fritillary)
Lineage: Eukaryota; Metazoa; Arthropoda; Insecta; Lepidoptera; Nymphalidae
Gene: step
Product: cytohesin-1
Exons: 8
Coding region: 465-1769 (434 amino acids)
Biological process (GO): regulation of ARF protein signal transduction
Molecular function (GO): guanyl-nucleotide exchange factor activity
Source: RefSeq, a predicted model, not a curated record